AUGUUGAAGUUCCUGCACAGCUCUGGAACCCCCAACUUCCGGACCGUUGGUCUCCUCGACCAGCUUUUCCGCGAGCAGAGACUCACUGCUCUCAUCUUCUUGUGCACUUCCAAAGAAGCGGACAAUCUUGGCCGUUUCUUGAAUGAGCUUUUGCGUGAUCUUACUAGGUGGCAUGCCGACAAGGCAGUUUACGAGAAAGAGGCAUUCGGUACCAAGAGAGACCUUCCUGGCUUCGCCAAAAAUGUCGAUCCCGAAGGUGUGCCAGUGAUGUUCUUGGAAUUCGAAGACUUCCGCCGUCUGUUGUACAAAUGGCACCGUUUAUUUUCCAACGCGCUGAAGAGCUGUCUCAACAGUGGCGAAUACAUGCAUAUUCGAAACGCAAUCAGUGUGCUCAAGGCUGUUGUGAAGCAUUUCCCUGCUGUGAACUGGAUUGGUCGCGAUAUCUUGAACUGCGUUGACCACCUGAGCAAGAACGAUGAGCGAGACGAUGUGAAAAUUCCUGCCGCGUCUUUGAUCGGUGACCUCAACCGGCGUGAGAAGCAGUGGAUGCUGCCACAGGCCUUCUAUUUUGUGGCAGCUCAGCCUGGUUCUCAGACAUCUGCCGACGCAGUUGGAAAGCCCGGGACCCCGCAACGUUCUGCCACACCCUUGAAUGCCUCAGCCCCAGAGUUUAACCCCGCUGGAUCCUCAAUCUCCGAUGGUAUUUCCAAGCAGGAACAGUCUGGCAAGACUGAAGUCGAGGAUGGUGAAAUCGAGGAUGCGAAAAUGACCGAUGUGGGUGCAGGGAAGGUUGGUGAAGCCAAGCCAACCAGAACACCCUCUCAGGCCGGAUCUACCACGCCUUCCGUGGUCACUGGAGAUACCGGCCAAGACGGUACAUCCGGUGAACAACCCCGUGUGCGAUCUCGACCAACUUCUCGUGCCCCCACUUCGUCCCGCCAGCCUGAUAUUCCCAAAAGACCUGAUAUUCGUCAACAAGUUCAUCCUCCCGUUCGUCCCCGCCGCGACACAGCGAUGGAAGACUCCCUCCGCGCCCUGAAGGAUUGGAUGAUCGACGAGAGAGACAUCCCGACUUUGGACCCCGCGGUCGUCAUGGUGGUCCUGAUCAUAACCGCUCCUUUGAUGGUUCUCUAG
Penicillium mononematosum is the source of this 1134-nucleotide messenger RNA. RefSeq lists its product as uncharacterized. Gene Ontology annotation, biological process: mRNA export from nucleus; mRNA processing. The record is from RefSeq and is a predicted model, not a curated record. The coding region runs from base 1 to 1134 and encodes 377 amino acids. The transcript is spliced from 2 exons. Gene Ontology annotation, molecular function: mRNA binding. NCBI's taxonomy places the organism in Eukaryota, Fungi, Ascomycota, Eurotiomycetes, Eurotiales, Aspergillaceae. Gene Ontology annotation, cellular component: THO complex part of transcription export complex.